AGCUGAUCGGGUGGGCGAACGUGACCGAAGACAGCGAAAAUGAGUACCAGAGUGUGUUUCACUUCGAGGCAGUUUCGCUCGCAAUAGGGAGGUUUUAUUUUGACAGUGUGAUACGUGAGCGGCUAGCGCGAUGUCCAGCACCACGGCUCGUCCCUGAGCGAAGCCGAGUAGCGUUGAGUAGUGCCCGCCCAUCGUGUAAGAUCAGAAAUAUCGCCGCUCCGGGUCUCAGCCAGUUGGAGACGAGCGGGCGCGCUGUGUACACCUGCAUGUGUCACUGCGAGUGCAAUAGUGCGUUUGGGACACAUUCGUAUCUACGCGUUGUUACGCACGAAUAACGCGUGCUACGCCGUUUGCGACGUUGUUGUUAUUAUUGUUGUUGCCGCCGUCGCCGCCGUUGCCGCCGCUGUUACCGCCGCUGCUGUUGCUGCUGCUGCUGUAGCCGACGCCGACGACGCCGACGCCGUCGUUCUCCGCGUGCACGCUCGUCGUGAGUCCAGUACGUUGGCCGAUCGUUGUCGUGGCGAGUAUCUGAUGCGAGACUGAGAGAGCAUCACCGUCGUCGUCACCGAUGAGUUUGGCCUGCCGUUCGCUGCUGCCUUUUUAACUAAUCGCAAAGCGUGUGUGAUGCCCGGGAGCCGCUCCAGCACGGACCCAGAGCACAAGUCACCGCGGGAAAGUGGUGAAGAUUCCGAGGAUGAGAGCGAAAUCCUGGAAGAGAGCCCUUGCGGGCGGUGGCUAAAACGUCGAGAAGAGCAUUUUCCAUUUCAGGUAUAUGUAGGUUCCAAAUCCACGUUGGCUGAAGGUCAAACUAACUUUGGGUCAACAAGAGGAACUGAAAACGAAGUGACUGAGAUGGAAGUGGGACAAAGAGAUGUUCCAGGAAUUGACUGUGCCUAUCUAGCAAUGGAUACGGAGGAAGGCGUCGAAGUCGUGUGGAACGAGGUGCAGUUCUCGGAGAGAAAAAAUUUCAAGGCACAGGAAGAAAAGAUUCAACUCGUUUUCGAGAACCUCACUCAAUUGGAGCAUCCUAACAUUGUUAAAUUUCAUAGGUAUUGGACGGAUACCCAUAAUGACAAACCUCGAGUUAUAUUUAUAACAGAAUAUAUGUCAUCCGGGUCCCUAAAACAGUUCCUAAAACGAACAAAACGCAAUGUAAAAAAGUUGACCCUACAAGCGUGGAAACGGUGGUGUACACAAAUACUUUCUGCGCUCAGUUAUUUGCAUUCCUGUUCACCCCCAAUUAUCCAUGGAAAUCUUACUUGUGACACAAUAUUUAUUCAACAUAACGGACUUAUAAAAAUUGGCUCAGUAGCUCCAGACACGAUUCAUCACCACAUCAAGACUUGUAGAAUGUACAUGAAGAACAUGCAUUUUGUGGCCCCCGAAUAUGGAAAUUCUGUUACCCCAGCUAUUGACAUAUAUUCUUUCGGAAUGUGUGCUUUGGAGAUGGCCGCGCUGGAAAUUCAGGGUAACGGUGAUACGGGUACAAUCGUUACUGAAGAAAACAUCCAGAAGACAAUAGAAUCUUUAGACGAUGUUCAACAAAAAGAUUUUAUUCGUAAAUGUCUUCAGGUGGACCCUCUUAGCAGACCGAGUGCAAGAGAGUUGUUAUUUCAUCCCGUUCUAUUUGAAGUACACUCUCUCAAGGUGCUCGCAGCGCACGCCUUGGUCAAUUCAGCUACUAACAUUUCGGAAACAAUCUCGUAUGAAAUGUUACAAAGGCUAUAUGGACCAGAUACCGUAGUCGCCGAAAUAAAAUAUCAAGGGGUGCCCCCGCAACAAAUUCGAUUAAGUGAUAUUCCCAUGGAGAAAUUAGAAAAAUUUAUUGAAGAUGUAAAGUUCGGGAUAUAUCCAUUGACUGCAUUUAUGGCGAAAUUGCCUCCGCCAGUCCGACCGAGGGCGAUAUCGCCCGAAGUAACAGAAUCGGUCAAAUCGGUUACACCCGAGCCCGUGGACGUGGAGUCACGAAGAGUAGUUAAUAUGAUGUGUAAUGUUAAACCUAGAGAAGAUAGUAAUGAAUUACUUAUGACAAUAUUGUUGCGAAUGGAUGACAAAAUGAAUAGACAAUUGACAUGUCCUGUGAGCCAAAUGGACACUUCAAUGCUUCUCGCGCAAGAACUUGUACAUUUUGGUUUUAUUAAUGAGAACGAUCGUGAUAAAAUAGCCAAUUUAAUUGAAGAAGCAUUGAGGAGAUACUUCAACAAGCAAAUGGUGACGCCGGGAAUGGUGUCGCUAACGAAUCUUCCUACUCAAACUACUUUAUUGCUGCCUGGUCCGGAGUUUCCAUGUCUGCAACACUUUGACAAUUCCGUGUGCAAUGUCACAGCAUCCAAUAGUGAUAGUGUAACUAACCUGCUGCCAAAAACCUCAGGUAUACCUGUGUCAAGUAACAAGACGAAUAAACUUCACGAUGAUGCAGAACCGCCGACAAUCAGCGAGAGCGGUAGUUAACCAUCCAGGACGUCUGAUAACUCAGUUCACUGUGCCACUUUGCACGCUUUAUGUAUAGACUGGCUAUGUAUUUUUAUAUUUAAGUAAAAACAGGAAGGAGAGAAGAACGGAAGUAAAGGUGGGAGGGUGCCGUGGCUACAUCUCGGAGUUAAGUACGACUGCGAAUUAGGAACUGUUUAUAGCGUCUUUACUUUCGUCUUUAGGCUAUAUCGAAGUAACGGCUCUGUGUUGUCACAUUUCGUUGACCCCUCUAUAUUUUCUAGAGUUUUUACGUUACAAAUAUACAAUAAAUUGACAAAGAGUAUAUAUGAAUCUAAUGUAAAAAGACCAAAUACUUGUGAUUGUAUAAUUAAGAGGAUACUGUUAGAGGACCGCUGGAUAUCGAUUCGUAUUUAUGCGAAGCUAUGUACGAUUUUAUACUUACCUGUCAUAAUCUAUCUUAUCUCGAGAUGCGAUCGCGAAGGUUCAUCAUGUAUCUCGUAUCUCUUACGAUGUCGACGUUUAGAAUUACGAAAGGUAAAAAAAGUCAACCCACCGAAAUUGUAUUCUGCUUUUCCACGUGACGUGACGUAUACUAUAUAAAAUUUAUUUCGUGCAUACAAAUUGAGAAAAAUCAAUUUUAAUCAUGCGUACAAAAAAUUGUCUCUUCAUUGUACAGCUGUUGUGAACUGAUUGAUCGAUCAAUCGGUGAAUUCAAUUGACAUUAAACGAAAUACUGUAUGGAUUCUCAGUUUUCUCCUCGGACGAUCUCUUUUUCUCCGCUCUUAUCACUUUUUGAAAAUACUCAAUGUAUCAUCAAGUCUGUCUAAAAGUAAGCGAAUGCAAACAGCUUUCGCUUAAGAGAAAGUCAAACGAUGUGCUUGUUCAUUUUACUAUAUCUUUAGUUAUGUAGAUGAGAUUGCGAUGUUAAUACUGGCUCAAUUAACUUUGUAGUAAUCGGAUAAAGCCACGGCCCUACUCUAUACUUGGGUAUUAUUGAUGUGAUUAAACCAAGAUUUAUUAAAUCUCGAUAAAAUUAGCUGAAAUCCUUGUAAAUACUUUAUAUUUUUAAGAAAAAUCUGUUGAGACACAGAAAACUAGUCAUAUAGGUAUAUUCGAGUGCUAACAGACUAACACAGAUCUUAUUACGUCUUUUGCAUUUAUAACACGUGCUUGGCCAAGAAAUACCGCUCCAAUUUCGUACCUCGGUCGAAUCGAUUUCAGUGAAGCAUUUUCUCAUUAAGUAAACGACUAACCCUACUAGAGGUAACUACUACCAACAACAACAACAACAUAAACUUCGAUCUUAAGUAUAUAAGUAGAUUAUCAAACUAAAUUCAAUGUGUAUAGCUUUAUAAUGCAAAUUAUAAACGACGAAAAGCGCGACGACUGACUCGUGGAUAUUAUGAAAGGGCUGUACGAUGACAGUGAUAAAUAAAUACUUUAACUC
Messenger RNA from Ooceraea biroi (clonal raider ant), 3880 nucleotides. It is a transcript of the gene Madm, whose product is annotated as MLF1-adaptor molecule. Gene Ontology annotation, molecular function: protein kinase activity; ATP binding. The record is from RefSeq and is a predicted model, not a curated record. Lineage: Eukaryota; Metazoa; Arthropoda; Insecta; Hymenoptera; Formicidae. Gene Ontology annotation, biological process: protein phosphorylation.